GCAAAAGCAGCGUGAAUGCUGAUGAAAGUGGAGUUGCAGCCGACUGCCGCCGACUGCGCUAGACUAGACCCAUCAUUGCGGAAUACCCAUCGUAGGAUUGGGGACGCAAAGGUGCUUCUGGAAGGCUGAUGUUGCUGCUUCGAGGUGCCUGACUUGACUCGACGUAUCGGAACCUCGUGAAACUGGGAACCUUCACGCGCGACCAAUGCUCGUGGCGUUGUGUUGUUUCGUGUUCGUUGCUGAGAAACUCGCUAACUCGGAACCACCCGUCUCCGCUCGGAAGAAGAGCAAUAAUCCGCGUCCCUUUUGACGCUUGAGACUCGUGAAUGGUUACACCUUGUGUCAAUCACCUAGAAGAUUCGUGAUUAGCAGUGAGUUUAGAUUGAAUGGUUGGGGUGAGGAGGUCACUAAUGGCGACUAGAUCUAGAAUACUUUUCCUCAAGCACGUUUUGGGAGGUUUUGUGAAGUGGUUGGAAUGAGAGGGUCUUACUAUAUGACGGAAUUUAGAAUUUGCGGCUUGGGAUGCAGUUGUUGCAACUUCACGCGAUGAGAUUGUAGGAUGAUGCGUUGUAUGCUUGCAUUGGUGAGGGUGGAUUACUGGGGAAUGUUUGCUGUCUGGGAAGCGCUUCCGUGAAGAAAAUUCGUAGCCAGAAUCCUGUGGCAGGAUGGAUCUGGGAGCAUCUUGACGAGGUUUGAGCCUGUUGCCGGUUCCAGCUUGAUUCCAAUUUGGGCUCAAUUUUGUAUUUAUUUCGGUGAAGCAUUCUGACGGAACAAUGGACGAAGAUCAAUUUCCUUUGCUCUCACAGCAUUUGAAACCUGAAGAACGAGGAGUUUCCAGUCCCAGGUUUUCAGGAAUUAGUAUCCUUGUCGGUAAUCCAAUGGGUUCUAUCAAAGAACUCCACAAAGAGGUCUUUGUGAAGAUUCCCAUUUCUACGCAAUUAGCGAAAAAUUUUAGCCGUUUUCACAAUGAGUCUCCUGAUUCGGUGCUGAAAAACGAGUUGGACGAGGACGGAGACUUUAUGCGGAUGCAGAAGGCUUUGGACCUUCUCCCAAAUGUGCCCACACUCGGGAAACAACCUUCCAUGGACCCGUUCGUCAACACAACGCCGAACAUAACUGGAGUAUACGAGACAGUGAAGACGGUCCUUCUAGCGCCAGUGGCGGUGGUUCGGAUGCUGCUGAUUGGGUUGCUUCUCUUGGUGGGAUUUUUAAACACGAAAGUGGCGCUGAUAGGGUGGGAGAAGGGAGGAGUUUUGCAACCAUGGCGCCGCAAGCUGAUGGGGUUCACACGACUCUGCGCCCGCGGCAUUCUGUACUGCUUUGGGUUUUACUGGAUUCGGCGCGUUGGGAAGCCUGCAUGUAAAGACGUCGCUCCCAUCGUUGUGUCGAAUCAUGUUUCAUUCAUUGAUCCCCUGUUCUACUUUUAUGAACUAUUUCCGAGCAUCGUGAGCUCCAAGGCCCAUGACCGUUUCUAUUUGGUGGGGACCAUAAUCCGUUCAAUGCAGGUCAUCCCUGUCGACAAAUUAUCAGCAGAGUCGAGAAAGAAUGCGACUCUCGAAAUCAAAAGAAGAGCGGCAAGCAUGGAAUUUCCGUCGGUACUGUUGUUCCCUGAGGGCACAACAACUAAUGGGAAGGCACUGAUUGCAUUCAAGCAGGGUGCAUUUGCUCCUGGCUUUCCAAUUCAGCCAGUGGUCAUCCGGUACCCCUUUGCCCACUUCGAUAUUUCCUGGGGCGACAUUUCACUGUGUGAUGUGCUGUUUCGAAUGCUUACGCAAUUCACCAACUUCAUGGAGCAGGUUGAGUACUUACCUGUCAUCUACCCAUCUGCGCGGGAGGUGCAAAAUCCCUCUGAAUUUUCCGACCGGGUUAGGGAUGAAAUGGCACAUGCCUUAGGUGUGCCAGUGACCGAGCAUACGCACGGUGAUCUUAUGUUAUCUUUGCAUGCCCGGCGGCUUUGCUUGAAUUCACCGUCGAAUUACAUGGUUGAAUUGGGGAGAGUGGAGAAGGUACUUGGCCUGAGGGCAGGUGCCGUGAAGAUCUUUCUAGAGAAGUUUGCCGCUAUGAAUCCAACUUCUUGCGGUACCGUCAGCUUGAACCAAUUUGUCAAAUGGCAUCAUAUGCCGAAAUGCUGGAUGUCGAAGAAGAUAUUUGAUCUUUUCGACAAAUCGGGACAGGGCUUCACGACUUUUAGAGAGUUCGUGGCGGUAAUGGGAUCAAUCACUAAAAGCAAGGAGUUUAAGAGUCAAAUGAAAGCAGCUUACGAUGCAUGUAACCUUCAAAACAGUGACUGCAUCUCACAACUGGAGCUGGAAAAAUGCCUGAAGUUAAGUAUGCCAACAAUUAGCUCUGCAUACGUGAGGGCGUGGUUCAGUAAGAUUUCUCAGCACGAUGAUGGGGCCAUAAGCUGGGAGGAUUUCCAAGUCUUCUUAGAGACGAACCCAGAGCUAUUGCCCAUUUUCAUGGUGGGAACUUUUUAACUUCGAGCCAGCCUGUGAGAUGGGUUAUCUCAAAGUGGACUUUCUCUCUGUCUUGGCUUGAACUCUACUUUGACAUAGCCCACUUCAAAGGUAACUUGAAUACACUCAAAACGACGUCAAGUUCGCUGUGUACCGGCCCUAUCAACACCCAGGCAGCCCAGAUUGUACUGGUAAUCAGGGCCUAAUUCUUGAUGUCAUCGCUGCCUGUAGAAUGCAAAGACGUGAACAGGGUUCACCAGUGAGGGUGUUUGAUUCCUACCGAAUUAUCGGGACCUUGAUUGUGAGGUUCGUGACAAAUCCGGAACUUGACGUUGAUGGUAUAUUUCGAGAUUCGCUUGAGAGUCGACUGUCAAGUUUGCGUAGUGUACUGAAGAACAUUGUUUAUCAUUUUGGAAUUCUACUGAGCAGACCGCAGUGUCUGGUGAGUUGCAAUGCUUGGGAAACGGAAAGCUCCGUUGAAUUCAACGUCCUACACUCGAAGAAUCAAGCUGCAGCUUUGCGAGUUGAACACAUCGUGACAGUCUAUUACGGUGCUUCAUUAUGUGCAGUAUCGGUGUUCAACAAAUUAGCACCAAUCUAGAACAGCAUUCCGUUGCAAAAGCAGAGAACAAAGCCUAUGUGGUCAUUCUUCACAGAGGACUUUGGUGUGCACCUCUUGUAAACCCAUUACAUUUCUCCUUGAUGUAGAUUGAACCAUGUUUUUAUGAAUUUAAAAUGCCACUGUGACUGGUGUUGUGUA
Physcomitrium patens is the source of this 3216-nucleotide messenger RNA. Its product is annotated as lysophospholipid acyltransferase LPEAT2. Gene Ontology annotation, biological process: phospholipid metabolic process. Gene Ontology annotation, molecular function: calcium ion binding; lysophosphatidylethanolamine acyltransferase activity. The record is from RefSeq and is a predicted model, not a curated record. Lineage: Eukaryota; Viridiplantae; Streptophyta; Bryopsida; Funariales; Funariaceae.